AUGACUCCAGAAGAAGCGGGAAGGCUGGAGAAGCAGCUUCGGCGCUACAACACUGCGUUCGAUGACAAUGUAGACCAAUACUGUCCGGCUCUCGUACGCACCAAGAAGGGUACAGUGGCGAAGCGCCAGCCGCAAGUGCGAAAUAUGGGAACAGACUACUGGAAAGGACAAUGCUCAUCUCGCGGUCUCCGAACCACAGGGAAGAUCGAAGACCUCAAGGAUCUGAUCCGCGGUCGUGAUCGAAGCAAAGACGUCACGAUCAAGCAGGAAAUCGACAACAUCCAGCAGACUCUGGACGCCUACCGUAAGCAGAAGGAGAAGGAAGAUUUCGAGCGGUGGUGGAAAGACCCAUCCGUCAGACUCGAGCUGAAAAUUGAUUCCGACGCGGAGCGCGCGCUAACAGAGCUGCUUGAAAAGGAGCCUGCAGUGCGAAGCUCAUGCUUGGUCAUCCAGACAAGAUCAAACGCUCUCAAGUAUUGGGCCGAGCAAUACAAGCUUGCUUGUCAGAUUGUAGAGCCUCCUGAGAGUAUGCUGCAAAGCUCGUACGGCUUCUGGGGUCAUUGGACUGUCAUUGGUAGGCCGGACCUCGUACAGCAGCAGGUGGAGAAGCUGUCGCAGCAAUGCAACGCCGAGAAGAAGGAGGCCAAAGCCAGGUUCGAUCGAGCCGAUAAACAAGAAAGGAUCAGAGCUGCUCAAGCUGAAGAACAGAAGCGACAGCAGCUGCGCGCAAGACGAGCUGUGCUGCUACGAGAAGCGGCGGAACUCGCUGAUUGGGACAUCACAGGGUCGUGGACCGUCGAGUGCGAUGUCUUGGCGACGCACAUGAGCGAAGUACCUGCCGAGCUUACAAUGAACAUUUUUCGGGAUGACUUCCGCUUGAGGGAUCCGCGGGAUCUGAAUGGCAGGAACGCAGACGAUGAGUACGAGCACCGAUACGAUUUCGAAGACGAGGACGAGGCCGAGAACGAGAAUGCCGAUGGAAGUUCUGACGAUGAAGAGAAGACCAUGGACGAGCCUCAGAUGCCAAGAUACUGCGCUGAGUUCAACUUCGACAUCGUAGAAGGUGUCAUGCGGAUCUACCCUUCAGUAGAAGCUAGGAGGUCACCAUCCGCCUUCGAGGUCAAGCGUCAGCCAUCAUUCAAAUGA
Messenger RNA from Zymoseptoria tritici IPO323, 1146 nucleotides. RefSeq lists its product as uncharacterized. The transcript is spliced from 2 exons. The record is from RefSeq and is a predicted model, not a curated record. Lineage: Eukaryota; Fungi; Ascomycota; Dothideomycetes; Mycosphaerellales; Mycosphaerellaceae. Bases 1 to 1146 code for a protein of 381 amino acids.